AUGCAGGCCCACGAGCUGUUCCGCUACUUCCGGAUGCCGGAGCUGGCCGAUGUGCGGCAGUACGUGCGCACGCUGCCCACCAACACGCUCAUGGGCUUCGGCGCCUUCGCCGCGCUCACCACCUUCUGGUACGCCACGCGGCCCCGCGCCCUGAAGCCGCCCUGCGACCUCUCCAUGCAGUCGGUGGAGGUGGCGGGCAGCGGCGGCGCGCGGAGGUCCACGCUCCUGGAGGGUGACGAGCCCAUGGCCUUCUUCUAUGACGACGUCAGAACGCUGUACGAAGGUUUCCAGAGGGGAAUCCACGUGUCCAAUAACGGCCCUUGCUUGGGCUCUCGGAAGCCAGACCAGCCCUAUGAGUGGCUUUCCUACAAGCAGGUGGCGGAUAUGUCGGAGUGCGUGGGCUCGGCACUGAUCCAGAAGGGCUUCAAGGCCGCCCCCGACCAGUACAUCGGCAUCUUCGCCCAGAACAGACCUGAGUGGGUGAUCAUUGAGCAGGGAUGCUUUGCUUUCUCCAUGGUGGUCGUUCCCCUCUAUGACACCCUGGGGACUGAAGCCAUCACUUACAUAGUCAACAAAGCUGAACUCGCCCUGGUUUUUGUGGACAAGCCAGAGAAGGCCAACCUGCUAUUGGAUGGUGUAGAAAACAAGCUGACCCCCUGCCUUAAAAUCGUGGUUCUCAUGGACUCCUACGGCAGCGAUCUGUUGGAGCGCGGCAAGAAGUGCGGGGUGGAGAUAAUCAGCAUGAAGGCCAUGGAGGACCUGGGAAGGGCCAACAGGAAGAAGCCCAAGCCUCCAAAACCUGAGGACCUUGCAGUCAUUUGUUUCACAAGUGGAACCACAGGCAACCCCAAAGGAGCAAUGAUCACUCAUCGAAACAUAGUGAGCGACUCCUCGGCGUUUGUGAAAGUGACAGAGAACUUUGUCAAUCCCACUCCAGAUGAUACUCUCAUCUCUUUCUUGCCUCUUGCCCAUAUGUUUGAAAGAGUUGUCGAGUGUGUGAUGCUGUGCCACGGGGCGAAGAUAGGAUUUUUCCAAGGAGAUAUCAGGCUGCUUAUGGAUGACCUCAAAGUGCUUCAACCCACCAUCUUCCCCGUGGUCCCGCGGCUGCUGAACCGGAUGUUCGACAGAAUCUUCGGGCAGGCGAACACCACGCUGAAGCGCUGGCUCCUGGACUUCGCCUCCAAGAGGAAAGAAGCGGAGCUGCGCAGCGGCAUCAUCAGAAACAACAGCGUGUGGGACAAGCUGAUCUUCCGCAAAAUACAGUCGAACCUGGGAGGGAAGGUGCGGCUGAUGAUCACAGGGGCCGCGCCCGUGUCUGCCACGGUGCUGACGUUCCUGCGAGCCGCGCUCGGCUGUCAGUUCUACGAAGGCUACGGGCAGACAGAGUGCACGGCCGGCUGCUCCCUGUCCAUCCCGGGAGACUGGACGGCAGGCCACGUCGGCGCCCCCAUGCCUUGCAACCUGAUAAAGCUCGUGGACGUGGAGGAGAUGAACUACCUGGCUGCCAAGGGCGAGGGCGAGGUGUGCGUGAAGGGGCCCAACGUCUUCCAAGGCUACCUGAAGGACCCGGCCAAGACGGCCGAAGCGCUGGACAAGGACGGCUGGCUGCACACGGGGGACAUCGGGAAGUGGCUGCCGAACGGGGCCCUGAAGAUCAUCGACAGGAAGAAGCACAUAUUCAAGCUGGCGCAGGGGGAGUACAUCGCGCCCGAGAAGAUCGAGAACAUCUACCUGCGCAGCGAGCCGGUGGCCCAGGUGUUCGUGCACGGGGAGAGCCUGCAGGCCUUCCUCGUGGCCAUCGUGGUGCCCGACGCCGAGACGCUGGGUCGCUGGGCGGGGAAGCGGGGCCUGUCUGGGUCCUUCGAGGAGCUGUGCCGCAGCAAGGAGGUCAGGAAGGCCAUCUUGGAGGACCUGGUGCGGCUGGGGAAGGAGUCCGGCCUGAAAACAUUCGAGCAGGUCAAAGGCAUCGCGCUGCACCCCGAACUGUUCUCCAUCGAGAACGGCCUCCUGACCCCCACGAUGAAGGCGAAGAGGCCGGAGCUCCGGAACUACUUCCGGCCGCAGAUAGACGAACUCUAUUCCACCAUCAAGGCCUAG
This is a messenger RNA of Pipistrellus nathusii (Nathusius's pipistrelle), 2097 nucleotides long. Lineage: Eukaryota; Metazoa; Chordata; Mammalia; Chiroptera; Vespertilionidae. The record is from the annotation of a GenBank genome assembly.